CACUUAAUAUAUUCGAACUUAAAGUUAGAAUAAAAUCAAACGAGAACCUAAUGUAAAAUUGAAUUUAAUAUACGUGUAUAUCAUACGAAAGGAUGUCUGCUGUGACGAAAUUCAAAGAAAACAAGCCAGAGCCUGUGGCUUACAGUGAAGCAGCUCUCAGAAACAAUGCGGUGGUUGUCGAAUACUGUCGUACUUCUAUGGCUGCAUUGUCAGGAUCCACUGCAGGUGUUCUUGGUCUCACUGGGCUCAAUGGCUUUGCAUUCUACGUGUUUGCAGUUGUAAUGCUCUGGAUAAUGUUCUUAGUCAAAGUUGGACCACAUUGGAGCAAGUAUUUUAUAACCAGACAGAGUGUUCUGACAAAUGGAUUCUUUGGAGCAUUAUUUACAUAUGUACUAUUUUGGACGUUCAUUUAUGGGAUGGUUCAUGUUUAUUAGGUUAUACAAGUUAAAGUUGUUAUUCAAUAAGAGGUAAUAGGAAUAUAAGGUAUAUUGUACAUUAUACUACUACUAUAUUAUAGUAUCCAAUUAUAUUUAUACUAGACUAUUUUGCAAUGUAAAAUUUGAAUAAAGAUUGUGAACAGUAUUUAGAUUAAAUUAAUCAGAAUCACAUAACAUUGAUGCACUUGAUAAUUCUAAAUCUUUUUAACGGUUAACUGUUUGUUUGGGCUUCAAUUUUGCUACCUACCUAACUAAAUAUUAUACUAGAUCAAAAGCAGGCAAGUGUUUCUUAAAAGUGGACUAAAUAGCGAAAUAGGGUGCUGAGGUAACCAAAAUAGUACUUUCAAAGAUAAUUUACUGAGGAAGGAUUGAGAGCCAGGAGAUUUAUUAAUUACUAAAUAGAAAACAAUACUGAAAUAUUGGUAAUCUGGGGUCUACAUUAUGCCAUCAAAAUCACCUAAAGUGAACAUUUGGCAAAGAAACUAUUCUUUUUUGUCACAACCCUGUUAAUAUGACCACAUAUUGCAGUAGGUGUGUAGAAUAGUUAUAGGCUGAAAGAUUAUUAAACCCCUUUUACCUAUAAACAAUUUUUAUCCAGUAGGAUGUACUGUUUUGUUAGUAUCCCUAUACUAACCUCUAUAUUCAUAUUAAUUAUAAUAUAAUGCACAUUCGAACUAAGUGUCCCACUCAGUGGCAGCCUCAGCUGCAAGAAAUCAAUGAGGUGUUAACAUAGCUCGUGUAUAGCAUUAGUGUAGGGGAAAUAUCUCUAAAAUUGUUACCAUUCCCAAGUAUGAAACUAAACAACAUGCUUACAGAAACUAUAAUUGUAUUUAUUGUUAUUGAUGAAGAGCUAUUGCAGAAUUGGAUGUAAAAUAGCAGGAAGGACCCAGCCACAAUAUGUUUGGAAAGACUAUAUAAUAACAAAAUCAAUCUUUACUGAAAAGCAAAGGUUGAUAAGGUUUUCUUUUUCAAUAUGUUGUUAUGUUGAGGUAGUAAAUUAUGACUUUGAUAAAAGCUCUUAAAGAAAAGUUUGUGAGUUAAGUUCUUUAUGUUAUAAUGUUCCACAGUACUACACUAGUCUUGUGUUGACUUCAGCAUAAUUUUGUUCAGCAAAACUAGGUUUUGAUGUACAGAGUCAGAGUAAAAAAUGUAAAUAAUAUAUUCAUGUUUUCAAUGUAAGCCCUGAUCCAAACUUAUUUGUAAAGAGAGAACUACAAAUGUUGUUAAAUAAAUUAUUUAAUAUUCUUCGUUAAUACAUUUUAUCGAUGAUAAAUGCAUUUGUUUUAUAAGAAGGUUGAAGAAUAAAGUAUUGUGAUACUUAA
Molecule: messenger RNA, 1759 nt
Organism: Bombyx mandarina (wild silkworm)
Lineage: Eukaryota; Metazoa; Arthropoda; Insecta; Lepidoptera; Bombycidae
Gene: EMC6
Product: ER membrane protein complex subunit 6
Biological process (GO): protein folding in endoplasmic reticulum; autophagosome assembly
Cellular component (GO): EMC complex; membrane; endoplasmic reticulum
Source: RefSeq, a predicted model, not a curated record